This is a messenger RNA of Cladophialophora psammophila CBS 110553, 288 nucleotides long. RefSeq lists its product as uncharacterized. NCBI's taxonomy places the organism in Eukaryota, Fungi, Ascomycota, Eurotiomycetes, Chaetothyriales, Herpotrichiellaceae. The coding region runs from base 1 to 288 and encodes 95 amino acids. The transcript has a single exon. The record is from RefSeq and is a predicted model, not a curated record.
AUGCACCAUCGUAGUCAAGACACCACUGAAGACGAGAACGAAGUUAUCACGGCGUGUAGGCAGGUUGAGGCCGAGCUAUUCGUGCCAUGGCAUUUCCGCCCGGCCAUUAUUUCCAUGACAGCAGAAGAACUUGGGCCGAUAGUUUUGUACGAGUUUGCCUCCGGACUCGAAGAGAUAUUCGGCGUCUAUCUCGCCAGUUUCUGGAUCCAGUUUGUGUACAUGCACCGCGUGAGUUGGUGGAAUCUGCCGCACCCCGAACUUACCCGUCGCACGCUAGCAGAAGUCUAG